AUGGGAGCUGCCCUGUGCAACCUGGUGCCUCUCAAGCCGUACAGCCUCAUUGAGUGGAGGUAUGACAUCAGCUACAUUGCCCGUGGCAAGGAUGACUGCGUUGGCUCCGGAGCGUUUGGCCAAGUUCGCCCGUGUGUGGAGCUGAGUACACGAGCCGAUCGAUGCGUGAAGAGUAUCGUGAAAGAGACGUGGUGGACACGGCCUGCUGUUGUACAGGAAAUCGAGCUGCUUGAGAUGGUCUCCGGGAAGCACCCGAACAUCGUCGAGUAUUACGAGUGCUUCGAGGAGAUCAGCGUCAUCCACUUGGUUCUCGAGUAUUGCUCCAAAGGCAAUCUCAGCAACGUCAUCCUGUCCAAGAGGUUCAAAGAAGGUGGCGAGACAUUGACAGCCAAGAUCUCUUACCAGAUUGCAGGGGCUUUGCAGUUCUUGAGGGACCUGCAAAUUGUCCAUCGAGAUAUAAAGCCCUCGAAUCUGGUGUUCGCAGAGGACGAGGUUGUAAAGCUCACCGACUUCGGCUGCGCUUGCUUGGCGGAUGAUGCUGUACAGGACCUCACUGACAUCAAGGGCACUCCCAUCUUCUUUUCCCCCGAGAUACACCAGCUGCCACGAGGUCGGGGCUAUUCUUUCCCUGCCGACAUGUGGGCGUUCGGAAUCUGCAUCUAUAUGAUGUUGUGCAAAGGUUCUCAUCCUUUCAUGAAAGAAGGCAGCACCUUGAGAACUCGUGAUCACCACACCGGUGUAUUUGAUGUCGACUGGUUCACGAGUUGGUCCGCGAGAGACGCGCUGCAGUGGACAUUGAUGCCUCAUCCUGGCCAGCGUAUCCAGCCAAACGAGUUGAUGGAGCACAAGUGGUGCUACUCACACGGCCUCGGUGGAGGAACGUUUUCAAGAUCGAUCCGUCACAAGAACGUGUUGGACAGCCACGGAAACUGGGUGUCCAUUCCGAAUUGA
This is a messenger RNA of Symbiodinium sp. CCMP2592, 951 nucleotides long. Lineage: Eukaryota; Dinophyceae; Suessiales; Symbiodiniaceae. The record is from the annotation of a GenBank genome assembly.